Messenger RNA from Episyrphus balteatus (marmalade hoverfly), 1986 nucleotides. RefSeq names its product calcium-binding protein E63-1 (gene Eip63F-1). Bases 1359 to 1844 code for a protein of 161 amino acids. Lineage: Eukaryota; Metazoa; Arthropoda; Insecta; Diptera; Syrphidae. The transcript has 5 exons. Gene Ontology annotation, molecular function: calcium ion binding; enzyme regulator activity. The record is from RefSeq and is a predicted model, not a curated record.
UCAUAGUCAACGUCUAUGUCGUCGUCUGUGGCGCCGCGCCGCCACUACGCAUCACCAUUAAGCACAUGGACGACAUGGUUAAGCAUGGAAAUCUACCCCAAUUUUUAAAACCAAGGAAAACCAACCACAACAUGGAACACAAACAACGACUUCGACUACGGACGACGAUAAGCUCCAAAAAGAAUGUCAGCAGCAGGCAUCCCUUAGUUUUGUACCGACUCCCGGCCGGAUAGAACACAAUACUAGCUCUAAAAGCCAAGUCCUGCGUCGUUGUGCGGCGUCGUACUUUCUUUGAACUUUUUUCAAACUUCCCUUCACAUUAAUCCUUGUCUUUAAACUUACUACCACACCAUCACAACACACUUUAUCUUCGUUCUUUUCGAAGAAAACAAAAAAAAAAAAAUAUCAAAAAACUCUCGUCAAAAAACGGAUACGGAAACGUGCGUGACUUGCAUUCCUUAUAAAGUGAAACUUUUGCUACCCCCAAAUCAUCGUUGUAUAGUGCAUUGCAACACUUCUGCAGCUUUACAUAAUUUAUCAACUUGUCUUCUUUGCUCUUUGGAAUUUGUUACUUCCUUUUUUUUGUGUCUUCUUUUACUAUUUGCAUUCAAAAAGGUCACUGACUGGAGCACAAAAGUGCAUUAGGUGAAGAAAUCAACAAAAGGGUAAGGCUAACCCCUUUUUUUUUGUUAAAAGAAAAUCGAAGCUUAUUUCGUCGUAGAAAUUUAUUCGUAAAGUUAUCUUAUCUUUUGGAUACGAUUUUUGUAUCGUUGUCUGAUAGUUUGACGAUUUGUCAAUCUGUCUGGAAGAAAUUCCUCGACAAACUGCGAUUCUAGUCAACGAUAGUUUGUAGUGACACAAAUACCCUAUUAAAGUGAGGGUGGUUGGUGUUUUUUUUUUUUUUUCUACAUCGAACUACUAUAAAACUAUAUACGAAUAUCGGUUGGCGGUGAUGUAAUAGCUGCUGGAAACAUAGUUCGCUUCGGUUGUUUUUUUUUUUUCGGUACCAAUUAAACGAAUACGUAGUAUAUUAAAAUCGUGAGUCCAAUUGACCCCGUAUCCGAACUUUAAUUCCAGAAGUUUGUCUGUUUCGAACGAAUUAAGGAGGGUAAAUUUAAUUCUCCGUGUGCACAUUUUGAACAAAGAAUUUUUUAUUUAUCUUAUGUGUCAUUUGGUGAUAGUCGAGACAAAGCUUAGUUUAGUGAGAAUUGAAUAAAAAAAAAAAACAAAACAAAAAACAAGUGUAAAUGUGGUGAAAAAUUGGGUGUUUUAGUGAAUAACCCUUUUCUCUUGAUUACAAUCAUUCACCCUCCAAAAAAAAAAAGGGUUUAACUUUUCACCAAAUUUGAAGCUUUAAAAUGAGCAACAGAUCCAUAGCUAGUGAAAUAAGAGAUCUCCGGACGGCAUUCGAUUUGUUGGACAGAAAUCGAGAUGGACGUGUGACAGCGAAUGAACUUCAAUUUAUGUUAAAAAAUCUCGGCAUCAAUGUGAGAGAUGAACUCAUCGAUGACUUAAUUAAGGAAGCUAGUCACACAGGCAAUGGGUUAAUAGAUGAAACGGAGUUCCUGCAAUGGGUCGGUCGAAUUCAAGCUCUCCGCGAUGAAACAGAGGAGAGCACGAGUAAAACAGAUGAAUUGGAUGAUGUGACAGAGGAUUUAAUAGCUGCAUUUAGGGUGUUUGACCGAGAUGGCAAUGGUUUCAUAACACAAGACGAACUACAGACCGCCAUGGAAAUGAUUGGUGAGUCCCUGACUGAAGCCCAAUUAUCACAACUGCUUGCCAUUGCUGAUCUAGACAAAGAUGGCAAAAUCAAUUAUGAAGAGUUCACGAGAUUACUUUUGUAAGGAGCAUCCAUACUCAACUAAAUAACCUUAAACAAACAGCAACAACAAACAAAACAAAAAAAAAUAUUAUGCUAACCACCUUAUAAACAAUAAAAGCAACAAACCGACAAAAAAUAAAGCUGAUUUCAUAUAAAACAAAAAA